AUGCGCUGCACGAACUGUGGCUCGCUUGCGAUCGACUUUGCAGACUCGCAGGCAGUAUGCAGUGCUUGUGGUGUCGUGCUGGAAGAGUCGCAAAUUGUCAGUGAUAUCACGUUUGCAGAAAAUACGGCGGGUGGCGCCGUGGUGCAGGGAAGUUAUUUAGGCGCAGAUCAAGCCCGUUGGAAUAUUACUCGCAUGGCUACGGCGCGUGGCGUAACGACCCACGUUGCAGAGCGCGCGCUCCGUUUCUUCCAACUUGCGUUGGAUGGUGGCACAGCCACGGCCGCGGGUUCGCAACCGAAAAAUUUUGUGCUGGGGCGCAAAUCAGACUACACGGUGGCCUCGUGUCUGUAUGUCGCAUGUCGCAUGGCAAAGACGACACACAUGCUGAUCGAUUUCGCCGAUGUGAUCCAGGUGAAUGUGUUUGUGCUUGGGCGUAGCUACCUGCGGCUCUUACGUGUGCUCAAUUUACAAAUGCCGCUCAUCGACCCAUCCUUUUACAUUAGCCGUUUCGCUGCACUGCUCGAGUUCGGCGACGAGACGCAGCGCGUCGUCACAGAUGCUACGCGGCUUGUAACACGGUUCAAAACGGACUGGAUGGUCGAAGGACGCCGGCCUGCUGGAAUUUGUGGCGCAUGCCUCCUGCUUGCAGCGCGCAUGAAUCAUUUUCGUCGCUCCGUCACAGAGAUUGUUCAAGUCGUGAAAAUUGCCGACGUCACGCUCCGGAAACGCCUGGAAGAAUUCAAGUCUACGCCAAGCGGCCAGCUUACCAUUGAGGAUUUUCGCAGUGUCUGGCUUGAAGAGGAGAACAAUCCACCCGCAUUUGCACGCGCGCGUGUCCCAAAAGCAACUGUUAAGAGCGCCGACGCACACCAUGUCGCUCCAGAGUAUGCAGAACUGCAGGCACCUACCGAGCAAGAUGCAUCCAAAUACGCAUUCGAUGGCGAGAUUGAGCGCCUGGCGGAUCAGGCGACGGAGCAGGAAAUCAAUUUGUAUUUACAGCAGGACGAUAUCCGCGCGCUUGAUUCGGAUCUCUCCGUCCAAGAACGCAUGCGUCUAGAGCGGGCCAAGUCGGGGCAUGUAGUCGCUGAGCAGCAGACUGAAGCGCUGGAGCAGCCCGAGCAAGAAGGAGACGGCUCGCUGGAUGGCUUGGACGAGUCGGAACUGGACAACUUUAUCCUGUCCGAGGAAGAAGUCAAGAUCAAGGAGCGCGUUUGGAUGGAAUUCAACAAGGACUACCUGGAAGCUGCACUUGCACGGCAGCUUAAACUCGAGGCGGACCAAAAAGCAGGCAUUGCGCCUACCACGCGAAACCGCAAGCGGCAAAAGCCACGCGAUGGCACAACAGCGCCGACCAAGUCUGCGGCAGAGUCUGCAAAGCAAAUGAUGCUCCAAAAGCGCUGGUCACGCCGAAUCAAUUACGACGUACUAAACAGUCUAUUUCCAGGUGGAAGCGACGCCCAGUUAGGGUCGAAGAAUACCUCUCAUGACAAGCGCAAUAACACUACACCACCACUCAGCGAAAACGAGGAAAGCGAGGAGGAUACUACGCAAGCGAAGCGUGCACGUGCGACAGAAGGACACGAUGUUGUCAGCAUGGAGCAUGCGGACGAGCCGUACGAACAAGACGAAUACUGGUAA
Messenger RNA from Malassezia vespertilionis, 1638 nucleotides. RefSeq names its product transcription factor TFIIIB subunit brf1 (gene BRF1). The record is from RefSeq and is a predicted model, not a curated record. Gene Ontology annotation, cellular component: transcription factor TFIIIB complex; nucleus; transcription preinitiation complex. Lineage: Eukaryota; Fungi; Basidiomycota; Malasseziomycetes; Malasseziales; Malasseziaceae. The coding region runs from base 1 to 1638 and encodes 545 amino acids. The transcript is spliced from 3 exons. Gene Ontology annotation, biological process: transcription preinitiation complex assembly; transcription by RNA polymerase III; DNA-templated transcription initiation. Gene Ontology annotation, molecular function: RNA polymerase III type 3 promoter sequence-specific DNA binding; TBP-class protein binding; RNA polymerase III general transcription initiation factor activity.